Prorocentrum cordatum is the source of this 2709-nucleotide messenger RNA. The record is from the annotation of a GenBank genome assembly. Lineage: Eukaryota; Dinophyceae; Prorocentrales; Prorocentraceae.
AUGGGCGACAACAAGAUCAGGCUGGGCGUCUGCCAAAAUGGCAGCUGCAGCAGCGUGGGCUCCACAAUGCUGCUGCGGGACAUCGAGGAGUACUGCGGCAAGCACGCCGAGGUGUGCGCCUCGACGUGCCUCAACAGGUGCGGCAAGGGCCCGAACGUCGAGAUCACGGCGGACGGCGCGGUCACCAUUGUGGAGGGCGUCAAGAGCUUCAAGAGGAUGGAGAAGAUGAUCCUGGAGAACGUCGAGGACUGCGAGCUGGAGGGAUACCGGCGCAAGGUGGCGCAGCUCAAGUUCGACUCGCGGCGGCAGGAGACCACCGAGGGCAAGCUGGCCAAGAUCGCGGAGGCCUUCGAGGCCCUAGGCGGCGAGCAGAGGGCCAUCGACAAGAACGCGAAGCAGUCCAGCCAGCUGCUGGUGCUGCGCUCCAGGGCCCUCCUCAAGUCCGAGGCCGAGAAGGCGUUGGCGGACGCCGAGGUCGCCGCGAAGCUGCGGGCUUCGCAGCCGCAGCCUUACUUGGCGCUGGCGGACGCGCUGGCGCAGCUGAAGCGCCCCCAGGAGGCGCAGCAGGCCAUGCAGCAGGCCCUGGAGCUCACCACCGCGGCCUUCGAGAAGAAGGAGCUGCAGAAGCGCUUGGCCGAGCUGGAGAAAAGGGCCGCCCAGGCGGCCGCCGCGUCCCAGCCGCCGAGAAGAUCCGUGAAGGACCUGGCGGCGGAGAAGGACGCGCCCAAGGCGGCGGCGGACGCGAAGGCCGCGCCGCCGAAGAAGGCGAAGGCGCGGCAGGCGAAGGCGGCCCUGACCGAGGAGCAGGCCUCCGCCGUGGAGGGGACGUGGAAGCAGGCCGCCGCGGCGCUGGGCGCGGAGACGGUGGGCGUACUGCUGUUCCGGCAGAUCUUCGACAUCGCCCCGGAGGCCCUGCAGCUGUUUCCCUUCGGGGAAGACCCCGACCUGUACGACAACCCCAAGCUGAAGGGGCAUGGCGUCAAGGUGGUCACCAUGGUAGACGCGGUGAUCAAGGGCGUCCGCGACCUGGAGGGCCUCAAGCCCACGCUGCAGGAUCUCGGCCUGCGCCACGUGGGCUACGGGGUGCUGCCGCCGCACUACGACGUAGUUGGCCAGGCACUCCUGAGGACUUUGAGACUCGGGCUGCAGGACGCGUUCACUCAGGGGGUCGAAGCCGCCUGGACCAAGCUCUGGGCCUUUGUGGCCAAGUGGUCCAUGGCCGGGAACUACCCCCAGCUGGAGCCUGGUGGCGCCGGCCCGAGCAAGGCGGCAAAGGCGCGCCCAGCGGAGGGGGCCGCCGCCGAGGCGGCCUCGCCGCCGAAGGAGCACAUCACGAUGAGGAUGUGGGGAGAGGACGGCGUCAAGGAGACGCAGCCGCUGACGGAGGAGGAGCAGGCGAAGACGCUGUACGCCCGCCUCGGAGGAGCCGUGCCACUGGAAAAGCUGGUGUUCGGGGUCUACGACCUGAUGAGAGCGGACACUGUCAUGUCCGCCUUCUUCGAGAGGUUCGCCAAGACGCCAGAGACCUUCCUGCGGCUGAAGGUCCGCACGGUGGACUACUUCGGGGGCGAGUGGGGCGGGCCCGCCUACGAGGGCCCGAAUCUCUUCGAGGCGCACGCCUCGAUGGCCAUCGACGACGAGCUCUACGACGGCAUGAUGAGGUGUUACGUCGAGAUGCUGCAGCGGAUUGAUGCCGGUCCCCAGGAGACCAAGGAGGUCUUGGAGUCCGUGGAGGCGAUGCGGCCACCCAUCGUGGACCCCGACGGCAUCUUCCAGGCCGAGAUGGAGAAGAAGCUGAGAAAGGCCGCGGUGCAGCGGCAGGAGAGGAUGAGACUCUACAAGGAGCAGAAGAAGAGGGAGGAGGAGGAGAAGAAGGCCAAGGCGGCUCAGAAGCCGAAGGCCGGCCAGGAGCCGAAGCCGGGCAAGGCCAAGAAGGAGCCGCACCGCCACGACGCGGCGGCGGGGCCCGGGGCCGGCCACGCCGGGCUCGGCGCAGCAGAGGCCAUCGGCGACAGCAGUCGCGACAGCGCGAAGUCUGGGCACCGCCUGUACGCCUGCACCGAUCCUGGCCAGCAGCCACGGCCGACGCCGGGCAGCGCGCGCCGGCCGCGCCGCGCCGCGCCCUGCGGGUCUCUGGACGCCGCGGCGGCCGCCGUGAUGGGCGCGGGGCAGGGCCGGCGGGCGACGGCCGAGCCGGUCGUGGUGCCCGUCACCGCCGCGGCGGCGGCGUCGCCGGCGCAGACGCCGUGGCCGGGCGUUGCGGCGUUUGUUGCCCUCUCGCUGGCGCUGGCGGUCGGGGGCGGCCGGGCGUGCGGCUUCGCCCUCUGGCCGGCCAAGAGGAAGGAGCUGCCAGCGCUGCUGGCCGCCUGGGCCGCGGCGGCCCCCGAGGGUCCCCAGUCGAGGUCGAUGGCCGCCUCGCCGCUCCCCGAGGGCUGGCGCGCCUGGGCGCUCUGCGACCCGGCUGGGCUGCCGGCGGGCGGCGGCGUCUACAUGGUGGCGCCGCCAGCGGCGGCUCCGCAGCUCGUGGUGCUGCUCGAGCCGCUGGAGGCCGUCAACGUCGUCCACUUCGCCGCGGCGAGCCCCGCCGCGCCCUGGCCCGGGGCCGGCGCCGCCCUGCAGGAGUGGUUCGCGACGAUGCUGCCGAAGAGGUGCGAGGUGGCCCCGCACUUUGACAUCUCCCUCUUCGGCCUGCAGCCCCCGAGCCAGUAG